AAUGUAGUAAAUAAGAAAAAACUGUAUCAAUAAAAUAAUUGAAAAAACUUCCAUUAUAAAUAUAGGAAAAUUACUCAACCAACAUGUCUGGAUUAAUAUAUAAGCAAGUUCUGAGUGAAGUUGUGCUUCAAAAUGUUGUGUCAAUAAAUGAAUAGAAAAUUUCUUAAAACAGAGCAUAUCUUCCCUUGACGGACUUUCUACACCUCUAGUUCCUUCUACUGUUUAAAAAACAUCUACAAUAAGAAGAUAAUAUUUAAAUAAUAAUAUAAUAAAAUAAAAAUGGAUAAAUUUCUACAUGCGAAUCCACUGGAAGCAGUGCAGUUUGUAUCCAUUUUUAGUUACUUGAACUCACUCAGUGAUUUCUUAUUUCUUGAAAAGUAUUUAAUGGAAGAGGAUCAAAAUAAACAAAUCCCUGUGGUCAACGCACUCUAUAACUAUUUAGAAGAUAAUAAUGAUAAUGAAGUAAUGAAAGUCAGAUUAGUAAGAAAAUUAUUGCAAGGCACUGACCUAUAUGGAGAAAAUAGUUUUGAAAAAUUGGAUGUAAUCUUUGUAAAUGCAAUGUUUGAGUAUAUUAUUAGUUCUCUUGUAUUUGACAAAUAUGAGAAUAUUUACGGUUUUUUAGCAGGCGUUGUUCAAGAAACUAAAUGUUUUCAAUUAAAUUCUUUGCUCUAGCAAAUAGUGGCUAGUCUAAAAGAUGCGAAAUUUGAAAAUGAGUAUGGCGAAAAUUCCAAACUUUCUAAUUUAGCAGUAGGGAAAAUAUUUACUUAUAUAAUACUGCCAAUAUUUCCUCAAGCUAAAUCUGAUUUUAAUAUUUUGUCUAUUGAUUACAUUUACGCGCAGGCCGGCUCAAUAUUCCUUCAAACUGGUAGACCAACUACUGCUUUCUACGCUGAGUCGCAGGACUUCAGUAAUGCUGACCAUCAUCAAGAGAAAUUAUUUGAACAAUAUUUGGCAAUGGGUCAUCUUUUAAGAAAUACCCUAAACAGUAAAAAUAUACAUUCUGUAAGCUUUAAAGCUUUUGCUCUCCCAGCUCUUUUUUAUUACGUUUACCUUGAUAAGAAAAAUGUUAGAAAUGUCAUCUAUGAUACUAGCUUCUGGAAAGUAGCGUUUCUUCAGUUUUAUUCAUAUCUAGAUGGAACUCUUAAUGAAAUAAAAAGCAAAUUUGAGAAAGAUACCAAGUAUCAAAUACACAAUGCGUUAUUAGGUUUUAGGAGUUAUCCGGCAGUAGCUAAAUCCAUUCUAGAUAUUCACUGCAAACACCUGAAUAAGAAAGAAAUAAAAGAGACUGUGAGAGAAUAUUUGUACUUUCCAGGACACUCUCAAUGUGGAAAAGAAUAUUUUUUACCGAAUCUAAACGAAGCGUUUAUGCAUAACGUGAACAAAGUAGCUGACAUGUAUAAAAUUCAUGAUAUGAAAAUAAUGCAACAAUCAUUCGGAGAAACUUUUCUAAGUUACUUAAAUGACAGCAAAGUAGUUAUACAAUUAUUAGCUCCGGAUGAUAAAGUAGUUUCAGGUGUAUUUGAUAUUAAUACACGAAUAUCUUACGAUUUGAUUGUUAUUUAUUAUCCUAAGAAUUCGACAGCAGAUUUCUAUGCAUUAAUUAGAAAAAAUUACACUGUGACAUUAAUUAAAGAAGCUGAUGAUCCUACGGACUUUCGACUAAAAACUGGCCUGAGUGUUGACAUGUUAUUGAGUCAUCGGUAUCAUCGAGUAAAUUUAAAGUCAACCAAUCAGACUAUGGACGUAUUCUGGGAAAAUUUUAUGACCUUUAAAGUAAAAAGGUUAACAUCUUAUCUCAAGCAUUCUGGCACAGAUCUUUCACUAGGCGAAUGGUGGAGAGAAUUCGGGUUAUCCUUGAUGCCGUUCUAUUCGUGCAUUGAAAAACCAGAAAACACAGAAACAGUUAACAAAAAUUUCUGUGAACUUGAUGAAAUAAAUUUUUUGCAUCAGUGGGAUGAAGAUAUUUCUUUUGAAUUGACCAACUCAGACAUAAGAUCUUUCUUGAAAACAGUUAGCACAACAUUUAAAAGUGCCCAACUCUUUUUAACAAUUAGUCAGAAAUAUAAUGUUACUGCAGCAAAUGAAGAUAUUGAUGGCCUUAUGGAAAAACUUGUAUUGCAUAUGGAAGAACCUGGAUUUGAUCUCACCUACCUGACUGAAGAAGAUAUAGAUUUAAUGCAAACCGUCAUUAAUACUCUAAAACAGGGCGUUAAUAAUUCCUUCUCGUUUGUAAUAAAUAUUCUUAAUAAAAUGAAAAUAUUUAAAAAAAGUAACUAUAAAAUCAUUGGUCACAUUCCAGAGAAACGGAAUCAAAAUGUGUUUAUUAAAACUGAAAAUGCCAAUGAAGAUACUGGUUAUGGUUAUAGAUUUGCCUUUUUGUAUAAUUACACUGUACAAUUACGAACUGAUUAUCAAUUCAAAAAACAAAUAUUUGCUGCACCUCUAAAUUAUGGAACAGAUGUUGAAAAGAUAUACUUUGAAGUUAAUUUUAAAAAUGAGCAAACUGAAGAGCCUACACGUAUACUGUAUGACAGGAACAAUCAGCUUCAAUCUGUAGUGGCUAGAAGAUGGUUUGCAGGAUUAUCUGUACAUGAAUAUAAUAUUAGAGAUUGUAACAUUGAUUCAAUACCUUUAGUGAGUUGUACACGACAUGCACGUGGCAUUCGUAAAAGGUGGAAUCUAGAUGCAUGUAUAAAAUUAGCCUUGUCAAGGAACGCGAAUCUUACACACGAUCAGGUAUUGGAAACAAUAGGAAAAUAUACAUUUCCAGAUAAAAACAGCAUUUGCUUACAAUUCGUAGAAGAGUGGACAAAUAAUACGAAUUUAACAAUUCCCGCGUGGGGCGAACAAUACAUAAUAGGUAACUCCCUUCUUCUUUCUAAAUUAAGAUACCAAUUUUCUCUUGACAUUAAUAAUUUAUCAGUCUUUAAUGGCACGUUCAGAAUUUCUUCAAUUUAUACAUACAGAGAAAGGAAAAGAAUUGGAAUUGAAGAACCAAUGAAGAAUAUAAUUAAAGAUUUUAACAAUCAGCAGACAAGUUAUGUUGCAACAUUUGAAGAUUUCUAUGCCAUACGAAACUUUGCGACAACUGGAUACACGAGAAUAACAAGAGAUACAUUUGAAGCGAAACAAAUGAAAACAGCAUUAUAUAAAUUGGCAAUAAGGCAAUCCGACGAUCCAGACGAAGAAUUUGACAAAGAAUUAUUUAAAUUUGAAUCUAAACCUGAAGAAAUUGUUGAAAGCACGUUAACUAUUGGAAGACAGAUUACUUUACAGAAAUUUACUACGACGAUAGUAAGUAAAGAAUCCGCCUUGACAUUGGCCACAACUCCGGCAAAGGGAUUUAUAAAUAUUUUGUAUGAAUUUAAACUUCCUACUCCCUAUGUAAGAGCAAAAAUAAAAGAAUCAUGUUUGACUGUAGAAAAUAUAGUAAUCCUUUUACCUGGAAGUAAAUUUAGAAUUGAAAGUAUUGAAACUGUACUUGGUGUUUUAAUUGUAAUUUUAGAGUAUGUGCCCAGUGAAAAUGAUAAAUAUAAUUGGUAUAAGAAAAUUAUGAAACUUUUUAACAAAGUACGCUAAUUUGGUUUUAAGAAAACCCUUUGCAUUUUCAGUGUGAAUCUCUGGAGCAAUGACUGACAAUGAAGUUGUAAAAACACUUCUUUAUGUAUCUAUUUAAUUGUAGCUUUAAUACUAUAUCUUAUUUGUUAAAUUUAAAUGUUAAAAAGUAAUA
This is a messenger RNA of Leptopilina heterotoma, 3730 nucleotides long. RefSeq lists its product as uncharacterized. The record is from RefSeq and is a predicted model, not a curated record. The coding region runs from base 955 to 3579 and encodes 874 amino acids. Lineage: Eukaryota; Metazoa; Arthropoda; Insecta; Hymenoptera; Figitidae. The transcript is spliced from 2 exons.